This is a messenger RNA of Pan troglodytes (chimpanzee), 3152 nucleotides long. RefSeq names its product CCR4-NOT transcription complex subunit 2 (gene CNOT2). The transcript is spliced from 17 exons. Gene Ontology annotation, cellular component: CCR4-NOT core complex. Bases 487 to 2082 code for a protein of 531 amino acids. Lineage: Eukaryota; Metazoa; Chordata; Mammalia; Primates; Hominidae. The record is from RefSeq and is a predicted model, not a curated record. Gene Ontology annotation, biological process: regulation of DNA-templated transcription.
CCCACCUUCCGCUGCCGCCUGGAGGGAAGCCGGAGCGACGGGGGUCACGGCGGCGGUCAGAGGGUAAAGGUCUUGCUCCCAGCAGCCUCCGCGGUGGAUACGUCGCCAUCUUGGAUCCGCGGGACAAGAAAAUUCAUGCGAGGGAGACGUGGUGGGCGGUCCUUCCUGUGACACGACCCUUGAGUGACAGUUCUAUUUGAUUGCCUCCGGUACUGUGAGGAAAGGACACGACUCUAUGGUGAGGACUGAUGGACAUACAUUAUCUGAGAAAAGAAACUACCAGAGCGGAAGAAUCCCAUCGUUUAUCAUGUUCUGGUUGGACUUUCUUACUGUUUGCUGGAGUUGAACUUCAGAGCUAUGGCGUCAACCCUGCUGUAAUAUCUCAGGGGAGCUCCUAGGGUGGGGCUGGUGCCAUGGCUCACCCUCCAACCUUUCCUUCUUCACUUCAGCCUCCAGCUCUGAGCUUUCCAAUCCCCAGAGUAGCAAAUGUUGAAAGAAGUUGCACAGGUGACAAACAGCAUGUUUGGUGCUUCAAGAAAGAAGUUUGUAGAGGGGGUCGACAGUGACUACCAUGACGAAAACAUGUACUACAGCCAGUCUUCUAUGUUUCCACAUCGGUCAGAAAAAGAUAUGCUGGCAUCACCAUCUACAUCAGGUCAGCUGUCUCAGUUUGGGGCAAGUUUAUACGGGCAACAAAGUGCACUAGGCCUUCCAAUGAGGGGGAUGAGCAACAAUACCCCUCAGUUAAAUCGCAGCUUAUCACAAGGCACUCAGUUACCGAGCCACGUCACGCCAACAACAGGGGUACCAACAAUGUCACUUCACACGCCUCCAUCUCCAAGCAGGGGUAUUUUGCCUAUGAAUCCUAGGAAUAUGAUGAACCACUCCCAGGUUGGUCAGGGCAUUGGAAUUCCUAGCAGGACAAAUAGCAUGAGCAGUUCAGGGUUAGGUAGCCCCAACAGAAGCUCGCCAAGCAUAAUAUGUAUGCCAAAGCAGCAGCCUUCUCGACAGCCUUUUACUGUGAACAGUAUGUCUGGAUUUGGAAUGAACAGGAAUCAGGCAUUUGGAAUGAAUAACUCCUUAUCAAGUAACAUUUUUAAUGGAACAGACGGAAGUGAAAAUGUGACAGGAUUGGACCUUUCAGAUUUCCCAGCAUUAGCAGACCGAAACAGGAGGGAAGGAAGUGGUAACCCAACUCCAUUAAUAAACCCCUUGGCUGGAAGAGCUCCUUAUGUUGGAAUGGUAACAAAACCAGCAAAUGAACAAUCCCAGGACUUCUCAAUACACAAUGAAGAUUUUCCAGCAUUACCAGGCUCCAGCUAUAAAGAUCCAACAUCAAGUAAUGAUGACAGUAAAUCUAAUUUGAAUACAUCUGGCAAGACAACUUCAAGUACAGAUGGACCCAAAUUCCCUGGAGAUAAAAGUUCAACAACACAAAAUAAUAACCAGCAGAAAAAAGGGAUCCAGGUGUUACCUGAUGGUCGGGUUACUAACAUUCCUCAAGGGAUGGUGACGGACCAAUUUGGAAUGAUUGGCCUGUUAACAUUUAUCAGGGCAGCAGAGACAGACCCAGGAAUGGUACAUCUUGCAUUAGGAAGUGACUUAACAACAUUAGGCCUCAAUCUGAACUCUCCUGAAAAUCUCUACCCCAAAUUUGCGUCACCCUGGGCAUCUUCACCUUGUCGACCUCAAGACAUAGACUUCCAUGUUCCAUCUGAGUACUUAACGAACAUUCACAUUAGGGAUAAGCUGGCUGCAAUAAAACUUGGCCGAUAUGGUGAAGACCUUCUCUUCUAUCUCUAUUACAUGAACGGAGGAGACGUAUUACAACUUUUAGCUGCAGUGGAGCUUUUUAACCGUGAUUGGAGAUACCACAAAGAAGAACGAGUAUGGAUUACCAGGGCACCAGGCAUGGAGCCAACAAUGAAAACCAAUACCUAUGAGAGGGGAACAUAUUACUUCUUUGACUGUCUUAACUGGAGGAAAGUAGCUAAGGAGUUCCAUCUGGAAUAUGACAAAUUAGAAGAACGGCCUCACCUGCCAUCCACCUUCAACUACAACCCUGCUCAGCAAGCCUUCUAAAAAAAAAAAAAAAAAAGACUUCCCUUUUCUUGGGGUAUGGCUGUCUCAGCACAAUACUCAACAUAACUGCAGAACUGAUGUGGCUCAGGCACCCUGGUUUUAAUUCCUUGAGGAUCUGGCAAUUGGCUUACGCAAAGGGUCACCAUUUGAGGUCCUGCCUUACUAAUUAUGUGCUGCCCAACAACUAAAUUUGUAAUUUGUUUUUCUCUAGUUUGAGCAGGGUCUGAAUUUUUUCAUUUAUUUCCUUUUUUGCCAGCAGACAGACUUGAGUCUGUAAAGACAAGCAAAUACACUGACAGAAGUUUACCAUAGUUUCUAAAAUGUAAAAAAGAAAACCCACAAAAGACUCAAGAAAAUUAGACCACAAAUUUUGCAUUGUUCAUUGUAGCACUAUUGGUAAUAAAAUAACAAAUGUUUGUGCAUUUUUAUGUGAAGAUCCUUCUCGUAUUUCAUUUGGAAAGAUGAGCAAGAGGUCUGCUUCCUUCAUUUUACUUCCCCUUCUGUUUUUGAAAGGCAGUUUCGCCAAGCUUAAUGCAAGAAUAUCUGACUGUUUAGAAGAAAGAUAUUGCCACAAUCUCUGGAUGGUUUUCCAGGGUUGUGUUAUUACUGAGCUUCAUCUUUCCAGAAUGAGCAAAACACUGUCCAGUCUUUGUUACGAUUUUGUAAUAAAUGUGUACAUUUUUUUUAAAUUUUUGGACAUCACAUGAAUAAAGGUAUGUAUGUACGAAUGUGUAUAUAUUAUAUAUAUGACAUCUAUUUUGGAAAAUGUUUGCCCUGCUGUACCUCAUUUUUAGGAGGUGUGCAUGGAUGCAAUAUAUGAAAAUGGGACAUUCUGGAACUGCUGGUCAGGGGACUUUGUCGCCCUGUGCACUAAAAGGGCCAGAUUUUCAGCAGCCAAGGACAUCCAUACCCAAGUGAAUGUGAUGGGACUUAAAAGAAGUGAACUGAGACAAUUCACUCUGGCUGUUUGAACAGCAGCGUUUCAUAGGAAGAGAAAAAAGAUCAAUCUUGUAUUUUCUGACCACAUAAAGGCUUCUUCUCUUUGUAAUAAAGUAGAAAAGCUCUCCUCA